Molecule: messenger RNA, 2955 nt
Organism: Onychomys torridus (southern grasshopper mouse)
Lineage: Eukaryota; Metazoa; Chordata; Mammalia; Rodentia; Cricetidae
Gene: Pde4c
Product: phosphodiesterase 4C
Exons: 13
Coding region: 17-2047 (676 amino acids)
Biological process (GO): signal transduction
Cellular component (GO): perinuclear region of cytoplasm; cytosol; nucleus
Molecular function (GO): 3',5'-cyclic-AMP phosphodiesterase activity
Source: RefSeq, a predicted model, not a curated record
UCCUGGCAGCGCAGCCAUGCAGGGCCCCGCGGCGCCUGGCUCCCCUCGGGGGUCCCCGCGCGGCUCCCCCGCGCUCUUCAGGAAGCUGCUGAUGAACCAGAGCAUCCGGCUGCAGCGCCGCUUCACGGUGGCCCACGCGCUUUGCUCUGACCUGGAGGAUGGGCCGGCGAGCGGCAGGGGGCCCCCGGGCCCCCACGGCCAGCGGCGCGGGUCCUUCCUGUACCGCUCGGACAGCGACCGCGAGCCUUCGCCCAAGGCCGCGUCCCGGAGCUCCUCGGCGGCCGGCGAACCACACGGAGAAGACAUGAUUGUCACGCCCUUCGCCCAGGUCCUGGCCAGUCUCCGGACUGUCCGCGGCAACGUGGCCGCCCUCGCCCGAGGCCCGGGCAGCAGGCUCCUGGGGACCCCUCCGCGCAGCAGCCGGCCGGCACACACAGGUACGCCCCUGCGCCGCCCCGCGCCCAGCCCGCCCCGCGCCCCGCCCCCUUCGCACCCGCCAGAGAGGGCCGGGGGCCUGCCUGGCCACACCGCAGCAGGCGCGGGCGCCCCGGCCCCCCUGACCCGCCCGCCCGCAGAGGACGCCGGGCCGCAGCUGGCGCAGGAGGCGCUGGAGGAGCUGGACUGGUGCCUGGAGCAGCUGGGGACGCUGCAGACGCGGCGCUCGGUGGGCGAGAUGGCGUCCAACAAGUUCAGGCGCAUGCUCAACCGCGAGCUGACCCACCUGUCGGAAACCAGCCGCUCGGGGAACCAGGUGUCGGAGUACAUCGCGCAGACCUUCCUGGACCAGCCGGCGCGCGUGGAGCCCCCCGCGCUGCCCACGGGGGACGAGCCCAUGUCCCGGAUCAGCGCGCUGCGCCCCGCCAGCCUCCCCGCCGCCGUGCCCCGCUUCGGGGUCCAGACUGACCGGGAGGGGCAGCUGGCCAAGGUGCGUCCCGGGCUGCGGGCCGGGCUCCCGCCCCGGCUCCCCGCAGCCGCUGACCUGACUGGCCCCUCGCAGGAACUGGAAGACACCAACAAGUGGGGCCUGGACGUGUUCAGAGUGGCCGAGCUGAGCGGGAGCCGGCCGCUCACGGCCGUGGUGUUCAGCGUCCUCCAGGAACGGGACCUGCUCAAGACGUUCCAGAUCCCCGCGGACACGCUGAUGACGUACCUGCUGACGCUGGAGGGUCACUACCACGCCGACGUGGCGUACCACAACAGUGUGCAUGCUGCGGACGUGGUGCAGUCUGCGCACGUGCUGCUGGGCACCCCGGCCCUGGAGGCCGUGUUCACAGAUCUGGAAGUCUUGGCAGCUGUCUUUGCAUGCGCUAUCCACGACGUGGACCACCCGGGGGUCUCCAAUCAGUUUCUCAUCAACACCAACUCGGAGCUGGCGCUGAUGUACAAUGACCUGUCGGUGUUGGAGAACCAUCACCUCGCGGUGGGCUUCAAGCUCCUGCAGGCAGAAAACUGUGACUUCUUCCGGAACCUCAGCGCCAAGCAGAGACUGAGUCUGCGCAGGAUGGUCAUAGACAUGGUGCUGGCCACAGACAUGUCCAAACACAUGAGCCUCCUGGCCGAUCUCAAGACCAUGGUGGAGACGAAGAAGGUGACCUGCCUCGGGGUCCUGCUCCUGGACAAUUACUCUGACCGCAUCCAGGUCCUACAGAGCCUGGUGCACUGCGCUGACCUGAGCAACCCCACCAAGCCUCUGCCGCUCUACCGCCAGUGGACCGACCGCAUCAUGGCCGAGUUCUUCCAGCAGGGUGACCGCGAACGGGAGUUGGGCCUGGACAUCAGCCCCAUGUGUGACAAGCACACGGCCUCGGUGGAGAAAUCCCAGGUGGGAUUCAUUGACUACAUUGCCCACCCACUGUGGGAAACAUGGGCUGACCUGGUGCACCCCGAUGCUCAGGAGCUGUUGGAUACCUUGGAAGACAACAGAGAGUGGUAUCGGAGCAGGGUACCCUGCAGCCCCACCCACACCACGGGCCACGAGCGCUCCAGCCCUGACAGGUUCCAGUUUGAGCUAACCCUGGAGGAGGCAGAAGAGGAGGAGGAGGGAUAAUGAAGGACAGUCCCCAGAGUCACCCGGCACUUAGCGCCUGUCCUCCAAGACCAGCCCAGAGUGCAAGGUCUGCCUUAUCCAACAACAAGAUUUUGGGCCAGCCUAGCAUGGACCAUGAAGUCGCCGUCAGGCUCUGGACACCUGUGGGCGCUGGUGACCUCUGCAGUGAUCCUGUGGUACCAGCCCGUCCACGUGGACAGCCGAGAUUUACGCAUAGACAAGGCUUGGGGUCCACUUGGAAGCCUGCAGCCGGGGUCCGCUCUGACCACAGGCUUGCUGGGAAGGCGCAGGGGUCUGGCGGUGCCUCCUCCUGACUCUGCUUCAGCCUGCACACGGGCUAGGCCUGUGCUCUCUGCCUUUCGUUCCUUCUUUUGUUUCUUUUUGAUGCAGAAGAGGGAAGCCCGGAUUCCCACAUGCCCUGUGAGCAGAGUGACGCCAGCCCCCAAGUCACUAUGUCUUUGACGUCACUAGAUGUCCUGCCUUCGGCCAUCCAGCCACAGACCUUUACUGCGUCCCCAGGGAGAAUCCCUUUUGUAAAUAGUGACAGGGACCACCCCUGCUGAGGUCUAGUGUCUCCUGACCCGAGACUGCACAGACCCCUCACAGAUACCGAGAUGCAGAUGGCCCUCUUAGAAGGCCCCCACAGGCCUCUGUCUCCCUACGAUCUGCUCACACAUUCACUAAACACUGCUGGCAGGGACCCAUGCAGAUUCUCCCUGUAGUAACCUGGAGAUGAGGGGUGCCAGGCAGUCCUGCGGUACAAGCUUCAUGGAUAAGAUCAAACCAGUGUGUGGGGCCUCAGCAUACUCAGCUGUGGGAUUCCGGAGGGCCGGGGUGAGGUGCUAUGCAGGUAAAAGAGAGGUUGGGGGCGUGGUCAGGGUGGAGCCCCGCCUAGAAUCCCCAGUGAG